Messenger RNA from Tarenaya hassleriana, 2264 nucleotides. Its product is annotated as exocyst complex component EXO84C. Lineage: Eukaryota; Viridiplantae; Streptophyta; Magnoliopsida; Brassicales; Cleomaceae. Gene Ontology annotation, biological process: intracellular protein localization; exocytosis; Golgi to plasma membrane transport. The record is from RefSeq and is a predicted model, not a curated record. The transcript has 6 exons. The coding region runs from base 61 to 1905 and encodes 614 amino acids. Gene Ontology annotation, cellular component: exocyst.
UUCCUGGAGAAGAUAGAUGUUCUUUUGGCCGAACAUAAAGUUGAUGAAGCACUGGAGGCCAUGGAUGCUGAAGAGAGGAACAACCCGGAUCUUAAAGGUUCAGUGGUAGCAGAGAUGCCCUCUUACAAGUCUGCUUUUAUGAAGAGAAAGACAGAUCUCGAGGAUCAACUCAUCAGAAUAGCUAAGCAGCCCUCGGUUAGUGUUACAGAACUGAAGCACGUGUUAAAUGGCUUGAUUAGGCUUGGAAAGGGACCUUCAGCACAUCACUUACUUCUAAAGUUUUACGCCUCACGCCUUCACAAGAGAAUCGAGAGUUUUCUCCCCUCAUGUUCAGUCUGCACGAACACAUUUCCAGCCACGUUGUCUAAGCUUGUCUUUUCUAAUAUCUCGGUAGCUGCAAAAGAAUCCGCGUCGAUGUUUGGUGAUGAUAACCCUGCGUUCUCCAAUAAAGUUGUUCAAUGGGCAGAGCGAGAAGUGGAAUACCUUGUACGGUUGGUCAAAGAAAAUGCAUCUCCUUCUGAGACGGUUUCUGCUUUGCGUGCUGCCAGUGUCUGCCUUCAAGACAGCCUUAACUACUGCACAGUGUUGGAAUCAGAAGGCUUGAAUUUGUCAAAGUUGUUUUUGGUGCUCUUCCGGCCUUAUGUUGAAGAAGUCUUGGAGGCAAACUUUAGACGGGCAAGAAGGGUUAUCUUUGAUUUGACAGAAGCUGAAGAGAACUUGGAGUUAUCGUCUUAUUUUGUGACAGCAUUGUCCGAAUUUGCAAUCACUUCAGACACUAAGCUGACGGAUUGCGGGAUUAGAUUCAUGCAGAUUGUGCAAGACAUGCUUGAGCAGUUAAGCCCACUGGUUGUUUUACAUUCUGGAGAAGGUGUGCUAAUGAGGAUUUUGCAGCUGUACGAUAAAUACGUGGACUUGCUGGUCAAAGCUCUGCCUGGCCAUUCGGAUGAAGAUGGCCUGAUCGAGCUGCAAGACACCAUCUUUGCCAGAGCUGAAACGGAUUCAGAGCAGCUUGCUAUUCUCGGGUCUGCAUUUACAAUACUCGAUGAACUUUUACCGAAAUCACUGGCGGAAGUCUGGAAUCUUCAGACCGCAAAUACUGGAGAAGGUGAGAGUGCCAUUCUAAACACAAGCUCUGCUCCGGAAUUGAAAGAGUGGAGGCGGCAGAUGCUUCAUUCAUUCGACAAACUUAAAAACUACUUCUGCUUGCAAUUUGUCUUGAGCUUCAUCUAUUCUAGAGAAGGGCGAACACGAUUAAACGCACAGAUAUAUUUAACCGAGUUACCAGACGAGUUGCAUCUGCCCUCGUUACCAUUUCAGGCAUUGUUUUCCAAGUUGCAACAGUUAGCGAUCGUUGCUGGGGAUGUUCUUCCAGGAAAAGAGAAGCUCCAAAAGAUCUUACUAGCCAGAUUAACGGAGACUGUUAUAAUUUGGCUAUCGAAUGAGCAGGAAUUCUGGAUUGCAUUCGAGGACGAGUCAACUCAGCUUCAACCAUUUGGAUUACAGCAGUUGAUCCUUGACAUGAACUUCACUGUUGAAAUUGCCCGGUUCGCUGGUUACCCGUUUAAGCUAGUCCAGAACCAUGCAUCAGCAGUCAUCACCCGAGCCAUUACCAUAUUCUCCGCCCGAGGCAUCGACCCACAAAGUUCACUCCCGAAGGCCGAGUGGUUCACAGAGGCAGCCAAAUCAGCCAUAAACAGGCUUCUGAUGGGCUCAGAGGCUUUGGAACCCGACGAGGAAGAAGACGACGGAGAAGAUCACAUCAUUCUCCACGACGAGGACGACGAAGAUGACUUGUCAGGUUCGGUGGAAACGUCGUCGCUCUCGACGGUGGAAUCGUUCGAGUCGUUUGCCUCGGCGAGCAUGGCUGAGCUCGACAGUCCCGUGUUCACCGAUUCCGAGCCCUGAGCUCUUAUCACAUCGCGUUUUGUUGUAACUUGUUGAAAGGCCGAAAAAUAUAUGGGCUCGGCCCAUAAAGGCCCAUUUAGAAUAAUGCAUCGAGGCACGAACAUCAGUCUGAAACCAUUUUUCAGCCCAUAAAGGUCCGUUUGAAAAUAUGAGCUCGGCCCAAUGUCCGCCAUGACAUUCAUGAAGGCCUACUGCACGAUUCCAACUAAAUAGUACUAUUGCUAUAUAUAUACACACAUGAUGCAUAUAGACAUUACAUAUACAGAGAGGGCAAGAUUAUAUAUAUAUAUAUAUAUAUCUGUGUGUGUGUGUGUAUAGCUUUUCUUGUGGGUGGGACAAAAGGUCAAUGUAUAAUGAUU